Schistocerca cancellata (South American locust) is the source of this 898-nucleotide messenger RNA. RefSeq names its product calcium load-activated calcium channel. The transcript has 5 exons. The coding region runs from base 120 to 671 and encodes 183 amino acids. Gene Ontology annotation, biological process: endoplasmic reticulum calcium ion homeostasis. NCBI's taxonomy places the organism in Eukaryota, Metazoa, Arthropoda, Insecta, Orthoptera, Acrididae. Gene Ontology annotation, cellular component: endoplasmic reticulum membrane; endoplasmic reticulum; cytoplasm. The record is from RefSeq and is a predicted model, not a curated record. Gene Ontology annotation, molecular function: calcium channel activity.
AAGUACCGUAUCUUUCGUCAAAAAUUGAGAUGAAAUUGUUCCUUGUUGUGUUGACUGUUGAAUGUUGUUGACUGUGAUCAGCUGUGUUACGUGGUGGGAGUUGUGUGUUGUGGAACAAAAUGUGGGCUGAUACGUUGUUGAUUCUUUUCAUAUCGGUAUGCACAGCAUUGUUGGGAGAAGGUCUUACAUGGCUAAUGGUAUACAGAACAGAAAAAUAUCAGAAACUAAAAGCUGAAGUAGAGAGACAGAGUAAAAGAUUGGAGAAACGAAAAGAGGCACAUGGUGACUCUUUUGAUAAACAACACAAGAAGAAAAUAGAAAGAGAAGAAGAGAAAUUGAAGAACAAUAAUAGAGAUCUGUCAUUAGUGAAAAUGAAAUCAGUUUUUGCAAUUGGUUUUGCCUUCACUGCUCUUUUGAGCAUGUUUAAUAGUAUCUUUGAUGGAAGAGUUGUUGCAAGAUUACCUUUUGUUCCAAUUUCUUGGAUCCAAGGACUGUCUCACAGGAAUCUGCCUGGAGAUGAUUACACAGAAUGUUCCUUUAUAUUCUUGUACAUUCUUUGUACAAUGUCUAUUAGACAGAACAUCCAGAAGCUGCUUGGGUUUGCACCUUCUAGAACAGCAAGCAAGCAAAGUGGUGGCCUCUUUGGACCUCCACCUCAACAGUUCAAAUAGUUUUCUGGACUUAAGCAUUUUUAAAUUUUUUUUGGAGUAAGUAGAUGUGGACACUUUAAGCAGGAGGCUACUGGAUGGUUGUUGGACAAAUAGGGAACACCCCCCCCCCCUUUCCUCUCUCUCUCUCUCUCUCUCUCUCUCUCUCUCUCUCUCUCUCUCUCUCUCUGUGUGUGUGUGUGUGUGUGUGUGUGUGUGUGUGUGUGUGUGUGUGUAUGGGGGGGGGGGGA